Closterium sp. Yama58-4 is the source of this 1200-nucleotide messenger RNA. Lineage: Eukaryota; Viridiplantae; Streptophyta; Zygnematophyceae; Desmidiales; Closteriaceae. The record is from the annotation of a GenBank genome assembly.
AUGCUUCGGGCAUAUGGCGCGCUGCUUGUCGUCGUCGCGUCGCUCGUCGCAACAUCGCCGAUCCACUCGAGAGCGGCGGCUAUACCGCGCAACAUAAUUCACAAUGGCAACUUCGAGUCGCCUGGUUCUAAAGACAUCAGCGCGCCGAUAAUCUCCGCCGAGAGCGGCGCCGCGCAGCAACCUGUUCCCGCGCUGGAGGGAUGGGAGGUGAAAGAGGGGUCGAUUAAGUACGUGCGCGGCGACACGUGGCGAGCCGCGGAGGGGAGCUACAGCGUGGCGCUGAACGGCGCGGGGCCGGGCGUGCUGAGUCAGCAGGUGGCGACGGAAGAGGACGCAUUCUACGUGCUCACGUUCGCCUUAUCCGCCGACCCUUGCGGCAUCAACGAUCUGCACGCGCUCAACGUCUCAAUCGUCGCGGCGAACACGGACGUGAUCGCGGAGCGCACGCUCGAGGCCGACGCGCUCGGCACGGCGGGCGGCGCGAUGAGCUGGCGCGUGGAGCGCGUUGCGUUCGAGGCGCAGGCGGGUCCGACGCGCGUGGAGUUCCGGUCGUUGUCGCCCGGGGAGUGCGGCCCGGUGGUGGAUAACGUACGGCUCGUCAAACAAGACCCCGUGUCGCUCUUCUUCAAAUCGCCCAACACCGCGUAUCCCGCGGGGACGAUCGCAUCCGUCGAAUCCGCAACGGGCAUCGACGGCUGCGCGCGCCACUGCAUCGCGCUGCCCGAAUGCGUGGGCUUCACCGCGGACCUCCGCCACCAGCUCUCCGCGCUCCUCAACGGCGGAAUCGGCGGCGCGGGCGGGGGUGCGGUGCAGUGCGAUCUGAAGCGGCGGAUGGUGAAGCCCGUCCCCGUGGGGCCGUACGUUACGGACGCGUACGUGCUGCGAGGCGCGCCGUGCUCGUUCAGCGGCCAUGAACCGGCCGUGUGUCCGCACAUCCUGCCGCUCCCCGGGCUCAUCCCGCUGGCCUGCGUGGCAUCGCACCACGUGCGCCGCUCCCCCAACCACCCCUUCACGGGCACGUGUCGCCCCAUGCAGCGCACCGCCAUGUGCCCCCUCGCAGGGGGUUCUUCCGCCGCGGCGCGCUCUUCCACGCGCCCCACCGCCUCGCGCUCUCCGCGCCCAUCUCCCGCGGGUCUGCUGCGGCCGUCGCCGCGUUUCUCGGGGCUGGGAGUGGUGCUGCUGGUACCGGUGCUGGUGUGA